Molecule: messenger RNA, 4256 nt
Organism: Solenopsis invicta (red fire ant)
Lineage: Eukaryota; Metazoa; Arthropoda; Insecta; Hymenoptera; Formicidae
Exons: 7
Coding region: 531-1961 (476 amino acids)
Cellular component (GO): membrane
Source: RefSeq, a predicted model, not a curated record
AUGCAGCUAAGAAGCCUUUUGUCAUUGCUGAGUAUAUUAUGGACUCGGAGAAACGACAUUCAGUGGGUAAAUCAAAGGGUGAACGUCCUAGUGGAGUGAAUCGGAACCGCAAUAAUCUUGUAAACGGAACAAAUCCUCACAUAUGCGGAUGCGGGUGUGCGGAAUAGUGGGGAUACAUAGCAGCUGCUUAAUGACACCAAAUGCGCCCAUGUUAAUCGUCGGCGCGUUGUACACGCGACGAUAGGAGGAGGAAGAGCAGGAGGAGGAGGAAAAACGCGUCCUCGAGGAACGCGGCGGCGGCGGAGUACUCGCGCAACGUCGGAGCAAGACGAAGCCGGUGUGGGAGGGUGAGAGUCGGUGUGGUGGUCGUUAUUGAUUGAACGCGAAGCCACGCUAAUCGCGCAAGCUCACCGUCCGCCCUGAAUGAAGUGACGUGCUCUCUCGCAUAUGGAGACGCGAAUAGAGAAACGAUAAGACCUGUGCAAGGCCCUCAACAGCCGACCAGCAGCAGUGACGACGACGACGAGAGGAUGCUCCUUCAACGGGGCUGUACUUGGCUGACGUUGAUGCCGCUCCUGCUGAGCCUGGCCACCGGCGAGCUCAGCUUUUAUCGGGAUGCGCUCCCGGAAACGUCGGAGGAUAUCGCGCUGAAGCACCUGGUCCGCUAUCUGGAGGCGCAAAAUCGUCUUCAGCAGCGUCUCCAUCGGUCGCACUUGUCCACGUUCCUGUCGCCAAUGCACAAGAAGCACAACAAUGCGCUGAACCAGGAGGACCGCGAGGCCGAUAGAAAGGUCACUCUGGAGUCUUGGAAUCCGUACAACCUGCAAAAACUCUGGACAUGGUGGCAAGCACAUCAAUAUCGUCCGAACAAUAACGAUUUGAUCUCCGAUCAGAUUACAAAUCAGGAACCGAAGUAUAUCUCUUAUUACAACCUGAAUCUCAAGCGUCCGGUUUAUACGGAGGAGAAACAGCCAAAUAAGAACGACGACCGUUUCUCCAAGAAUCUUGAGUACGGACAAAUUCUGAAUAUGUUGGACUCCAACAGAGAUGCGUUGGAGUCCAUACUAGAUUCUCUCCGAGAGAAGUAUAACAUAGGCUUCAAUCACGGAUUGGGAACGUUGCAUCACGAGGGCGGAAGGGAAACAGCAGCACCCAUGCGUCCGGCAACGGCAGCGGAAUCGGCGGCGACCGAACCAGAAUUCACGUUCAAGUUCGACGACUCGAAUGUCAAGGAGAAGCAUCCGUUUGCUGUGAAGCCGAAUGAUCCCAGAUACUAUGGCGGGGCACCCUUUUCGUCAGAUGAUUUAGAUUGGCAAGACACGUCGGAAAUGGAUUGGAAGGACGAAAAAAAGACUGGGGAUAAGGAGCAAAUAAUGAUAAAACACGAAGACGACAUGCGGGAUAUCAACCAGGAGAGACCAAAGCAUUUGGCUACAAGAAUCGACGUAUCGAAAUCGGAAAGAUAUGCGGCACAUCAUCCGGUAAUCGUACCGGUAAAUCGCGACUUUAACAGUGACAUUUAUUUUAUCGCCAUUGUGGCCGGUUGCAGUGCAGCCACGAUGUUCGCUUUGGUAUUGAUCAGUUUAACAUGGUGCAGACUGCAACGUGGCGCGAAAGCUGCAGCGGAUAUAGAGUAUCCUGCUUACGGCGUGACGGGACCGAACAAGGAUGUAUCGCCGUCCGGUGACCAAAGACUUGCCCAGUCCGCUCAGAUGUAUCAUUUCCAACACCAGAAGCAACAGAUUAUCGCCAUGGAAAAUCGCACUUCUGCAACGAGGGACACAGGUUCCCUUUCAGAAGCGGAGAGCGAUGAGGAGAAUGAGGAGGGUGACUAUACCGUUUACGAAUGUCCAGGACUUGCAUCUACGGGCGAGAUGGAAGUGAAGAACCCAAUGUUCCACGAUGAUCCUACCCCGGCAACGCCGGCGACGCAGAGCAACAAAGAAGAGGACCACAAAUAGUUCCAAUAAAGUAGAGAGAGUAAAAGCCAUACGCGCGCGAUCUGAAAAAAAAUCUUUCCUGGUGCUUAGCUCACUGUUAAUGUACCAUAUCGGAAAAGUUUAUCUAUUAUAUUGAGUGUAUACAACUUUAAUAUUUAUAUAUGGCGUGAUGAGGAGUGACGCGUUUUACGGGAAGGUAGGAAGAGAGGGAAAGGAUCGGUUCGGUACCCGAACGACCGAUGUCACUUUUCGUUCCGGAAGUAAGACAAACGCUUAUCCUACAUAGUAAAUAAAACCGGAGCACGACGAACGGGUAUGUGUUUGCGAUUUUAUGCGGGUGGGUUUAAUACCCACGGUUUGCGUCACAGUCGCAUCGUCGCGUUAGUGAAUCGAAUCGAUCAUGCGAAUUGUCGACGGUACUUCUUCAAGGAAGUUCAAUCCUAAAAAACACCAGUUUUUUAGUUAUAUUACAAGUAAAAUAUAAAGGAAGACGAUAGGGUUCAUAUUUUCUCUCUACGCGUCGUAGGGCGACGUCAGUUUUCCUAGCACUGAAACAUUACGUUGUUUUAUCGCGAUUCUAUGAGCGGAAGUAACGGGAUGGAGAGCGAAUUGAUCGAUCAAAACAGCGUCUGUGAGAGAACACCCAGUUUUUUAAUGUCACGACGUACUAUAGUUUGUACUUUCAUAGUAGGAGCAAUUGCCGCACGAUCGCAAUUAUUUUUCUAUAACUCGGCCGCGCAUACAACCCGGAUAUCUGAUGAAACAUUCGACGAUAUAUUCGAUGCUUAUAUUCAGUGGAUAUCCGUGUUGCAUGAGCAGCGGUAUAAGUCUAUCGUCCGAGAUUACACUCCCUUGAAAGUAAAAAAAAAAAAGGACUACGACUGUUAAUUUUUGAGACGGUCUAUGGUCACACCGUUAUUUGAAUCUGUUUAGCAUACCGAUUGGACGUAAAUGGAGAAAGUUAUACAGCAUUAUUCUAUAAUUACACGAUUAUAUGUCACGAAUCUUAACUCUUAUACAUCUGUCUUAAGGUAUACAAGCAUAAGUAUUACACUAAACAGUGUUCGGCAGAAUGUAUCCGUUUUACACGCGUGGGGAACAGAACGCGUCGGAUUAUUUCUGUCACUGCAAGUGUCUCAUUUUUUUUGAAAUUAUAAUGAGAUUGUGACGAACAACGUUAUGGUUCAAGAUUAUGCUAUAUUUCAGAGUAAUAUAUUAAGCGGCGAUCCGUUGUACUCGUUUACGAGUAAUGAUAUGUUUCAUCGAAAUCAUCUUUCUAUAUUCUUGAUUUUCUGGAAAAAAAAAAUUAAAUUCUCAAGCUUUCAUCGUUAUAAUCUGAAAUUUCCAAGUAGUUUUUCUGAAUUUAUCUGAAGCAAAUUGUUUGAAAGUAUAGAAAGUAUACUAGCUGUUACGUUUUGUUAUUCUAAAAUCUAAAGUAACAAUUCCAAAUUAUCUUCUGCUUUAUGUGAGAAUGUAGAAUGGUCCGUGCAAACAUGUGAAUUAAGUUGUUGAGUUUUCCAUCCUCAGAAGUGCGGCGUGUUUCUUUACAAUGAUCAGAGAUGUGCUUGCUGCGAGGAAGCUGUUCUCUUUCGACAGCCGUUAGAUAUAUAUAAAUAAUAUAUAUAUAUAUAUAUAUAUAUAUAUAUAUAUAUAUAUAUAUAUAUAUAUAUAUAUAUACACACACACACGCAUACACACGUACAAACACGUAAAACAUCUGUUGGCUUAAAAAGACAAUAUAUUUUAUUUUUCUAUGAUAACUUGUCAUUGUUAGCAGUGUAAAGAGAAUCUAUAUCGCUACAUUAAUUCUUAAGUCAAAGGCAGAGCUACUAUAUUUAUUUUAGCGAAUGUUAAAUGUCUAUUUAAACGCGUGGGUUUGAUGCAAAAAAAAAGCUAACGGGAGGCGUUGCCCUCCGUCUCUUGCGUUGUAGCUGUUAACAAAAUUUUCUUCUCUAUUCGCCAUUUUACGCUAACAAUACAGGCAUGUAAUAUAAGAUCCCUAAGUGGUACAAAGAGUUCUUCCUUUUCCCAACGCCUAGUACGUUAUUAAGUGAUUAAUGUACCUUUAGCUGAUGAGUGUGACGAUAUGUUAAAGCAUGAAUAUACGUUUCUAGUCUUGUGCCGACACUACGACAUAUAAUAUUAUUACACGAGUACAUAAACGCGUGUAGGCAGAGAGAACACUAUCGAACAGGACAAUCUGCGUACAAAUAUAUACUAUUGGCGUAUAGAAAUUUGUAGCAUGAUUGUGCGCGUUGUAUUUACUCCGGAGAGUAGAAAAUUAUUUGUCGAUUGAAUUAAACUUAAAUAAUCGCA